This is a messenger RNA of Corticium candelabrum, 4671 nucleotides long. Its product is annotated as rapamycin-insensitive companion of mTOR-like. Gene Ontology annotation, molecular function: protein serine/threonine kinase activator activity. Bases 102 to 4496 code for a protein of 1464 amino acids. Gene Ontology annotation, cellular component: TORC2 complex. The transcript has 38 exons. The record is from RefSeq and is a predicted model, not a curated record. Gene Ontology annotation, biological process: positive regulation of phosphatidylinositol 3-kinase/protein kinase B signal transduction; TORC2 signaling. Lineage: Eukaryota; Metazoa; Porifera; Homoscleromorpha; Homosclerophorida; Plakinidae.
UAAUAUGCAGCAGGUAUUAAUAUUUUAUUAUUUUUUAAUCGAGCAGACCCUCGGAAUGCCAGAGAAGAAUUAGCUCUUUGUGGUUGGUAUCAACUAUCCAUAUGGCCGCCACUCUUCCUCGACAAACAAAGAAAUUUCGGAAGCCGCUGGGCCGAGCAAGAGGCUUGGGUUCGGAUUUCUCGCACGUCGAACUGAGAGGAGGAGUGGCUGAAAACAUUAACUUGGUUGUGGUGAGUAUUUCUGCUGGGGAUGAGGAAGUGAAUGCUGUGAGGAAGGUGGCAUAUUUGAAUGCUUUCGUUCGGUUGCUGCAGAAGAGUAGAGGAAGUAUAGCACGAUAUCCAUCUUUCGAAAAUCUAUUGUACAGCUUGAGAGCAUGUCUCUUGAAUCAGCAGCGAAGUGUGAGAGGUGCAACAUUGAGAACUCUCCGUUACCUUGUCAAUGACAGUGAUAUGGUUCAGCGACUAGUCGAUGUUAAACUUGAUUUACUAAUUAUGAGGUCAUUUGAUUCGGUUGAUGCGAGGCCUGUUGAACGGGUUCAGGCAAUGAGAUUCAUUCGAAAGUUGUCAGUGGUUUGUCCACAACACGUUCCUCAUUCCCUCGUCGUCUCUCUAGUGGCAACAGCUGAGCACAUGAGUACAGACGAGAAACUCACUAAUGCAGCACUGGCAACGUUAUCUGAACUCGCCAUAGUAAACCCAUCAGUUGUUGCGUUUUCACGAGGCAUCAAAGCUAUUCUGAGAGGAACGAUUGAUUGUGUGUCUAAUUGUAUGGGAGAGUCUCUCCUCAUGUCGAUUCUCUACCUUCUCAACCAUCCAGACACGAGGUGUUUUAUACGGCCAGACAUUGAUCUUGAGGUUAUUGUAGCACCUUUUACCGAUGCACAUUACAGACACACCGCAGAAGGUCAAAAGGAUGAACCAAAGGAAACACGUUGGCUCCAAAUUUUGGCCGCAAGAACAGCACUUGCAACUAUGUUUCGGUCCUGGGCUGGUCUCAUUUCGUUUUGUAAUCCAACUGGGUGGGGUCUUAAGUCAUUAGUGGAAGUGCUGCGACUACCGAACUCGGUGACUCAGAGGGGUAUCAUGGACUUGCUGUAUGACAUUUUCAAGCUCAAUGCUCCUGACUGGACUGAUGAUUUUGAUCAAGCCUUAACAAGUACAGAUCCGUGUCGUCCAAGAGACUCGUGGAGGCUCGAAGAGCAGUGGGUAGUUGAAGAGGCAAAAGUCGUAUUGUCUCACCUUCGGAAGGGAAGAACAAAUCUGGUAACGAGUUAUAUUGCCAUGUUGCUGACGACGUUUAUUCAAGCUGGUUUACUUGAGAAUCUUGUGAAAGUUGUUGAAUCGAGAGAUGCGUUUGUGUCUGUGCAAGGCACAAUCUUACUUGGAGAACUUCUUCAUUUGGCAAACACGAUUCUACCACCCGAGUGUUCAUCUCAGUCUCAUUGUUUGCCGACUUUGAUUUCUGUUGCAACGUCGUUUGACAAGACAGCGUCAGAGAGAAAUCGUGCAACUGCAGUCGUUAAUUGUCUCGAUCGUCUACAUCAAAGAAAGAAAAUUAGUACGAGGCCUGACAGUCUUUACUUACAACUGACAAUGAGUCAGUCAGAAUCAGCAGAGUUGAAACAGUCGACGGUCGGCAAAGAACCGCAGAUCACUCACGUAACACUGAAGGAAUUAGAGGAAGCCAACAUCGACAGCAUGCUGCGAGAAUCACAAGUGUUGACUACCAAAGAUAUCGGUCAAUGGAACUGGAACAUUAUUGGAACAAUAUUGAAAUCACCUCAUAUUUCAAUGAGACGAUUGGAAGAAACAUCAGCUACAAAGUUUGUCAAACGUUUGUGUAAUUUCUACAAACCGUCGAGUGCAGCGUUUAGCAAACUUGAACAGACGCACGCCAACGUCCAAAAAUACUCGGCCAUCGGUUGCCGGCUGAUGCUCUUCCUUCUGGGAGGAGAGGAGGGCAUCAAGUUUGCAAACGAUAUCAUUAGUGAGAUUACUGCAGCAAUUAGACGGGUUGCUGAUAGGAGUUCUACUCGUGAAGACUUGUUGUCGGCUGGAUCAGUGUCUCACACUUUGAGUAGAGAUUACUUGUUGUUACUUGGGCAGCUCACAACGUCUACCACUGGUAUGGAGGUAUUGAAGAAAAACAACAUAUUUAGUUGUUUGCUGGGUGUGUGUGAUGUCAUCCAAAGACGAGAUUUGAACAAACUGUUGUUGACCAGUUUGGACUAUAGUCAUAGCGGGUUGUGUCGCGUUGUUCUGUCCAAGCUGCUGACAGGAAUUGAUUCGGCUAUACGACUGUAUGCAACUUCAUAUCUGAGAGUUCUACUACAGGCUCAUCUUCCUCAAUUUAAAGACUGGGGCAUUGAGAUGUUGAUCACACAACUGUAUGACACAGAAGAGCCUGUUGUGAAUGAGGCAAUGGAUAUACUUGAUGAGGCUUGUGAUGAUGAGUCGUAUCUGCACACUAUUGUGCUUCAGUUUCCUGCUUUGCUUCACAUCAAAGACAGAGGAUCUGCCUUGUUUACAAGGUUUCUCUCCGUGAAUAGAGGUUAUUGGUAUCUUCAGAGCCUUGACUACAUUACUGAGGAAAUGGAAAGAUGGCACCAGGACUACAAUAAGAGGUAUGUCGUUCAAACAGAACAACGCCUUGCUGAGUGUCUAACAGGAUAUCGAAAAACUGAUGAAGGACAAUACAUACGGCGAUCACGAAUACAACUGACAAGGUUGGAUGUCUUUGCUCCUGUCCAUUUCUAUGGACAGCUGGUGCAGCUUCGUGAGGGAUGUAAAUUGUUACAGAAACAGCGACAUCUUGACAACUUCAUCGAGACUCUCAACAAUUCGUCGAUGACUUCCAGUGACGUGCUGGACAAGAAAGCAGCCAUCUGGGCAUUGGGACACAUUGGGACAUCACAUUGGGGAGUGCAACUGCUUCAAAAUCAAUAUGUCAUUGAACAGCUUGUUGAGGUGGCUGAAACAAGUCCGGUUUUAUCGAUCAGAGGAACUGCAUUCUACGCCCUUUCUCUCAUCGCAAGAACGAAACUCGGCUCUAAUCGUUUACACGAACUCGGCUGGCUCUGUCUGCGACACAACGGCGAGCAACAAUGGCCAGUCACAGAAAUAACACCUCAAUCUGCUAGCGAUUCAGACACUUAUUCUCUAGACCGUCCUCUCAGCACUGAUGCUACUGGUUUACCCACUCCAUACACACCCGUCUUCAAUGAGUUUAACCAUCCAGAUUUGACCGCUUCACGUGAUGCAACGAGUCUUGACUGGGUCACUCUACCAAGACGAAGUGUUGCUCGACAGAGACAUUCACUCGGGCUUGAUCUCGUGUCCCCAGUUGAGAAAAUAGGAGCACACAUGCCAUUACAGAAGACAGGGAGUUUGGGUGCCAUGUUAGACACUGACCACACGUUGGUUGGUCUGAAGCCAUCAAGCUCAGAUCAGAGGUUAAAUGUUGAUGAAGCUAAGCCUUCUAAGCACAAACGGAACUUGUCGUAUGGUGGGAAUACUGAACCAGGAAUGAGGUCAUCGUCGUUGUUUACGUCUCCGAAGGCGUUAAGACAUAGUGCAGCAACACUGGGCGUUGAGAUAAAUGCUGCGCUAAUAUAUGGAAGGAAGACAGCUCGUCCAGUGAGCAUGAUAGCCGAUGCUGAAACGAUGAGUAAGUUGUAUGUUGGAGCGUCACCGGUGUUGGAGAAGUCGAUGUGGAGUGAUGGUACGUUGAUGAGGAGAAGCAGCUCGUUGACACUAGAAGGAGGGUACAUUGGCUUGACUGUGCCCUCAAACUUGGAUGCCUUUUAUACGGUUGAGAGUUUUGAAUUCAAGGGAUCUUGGCCUUGUGCGUUUCCUACUGAUGCUAAUGAAAAGUUUAUGGAUCAUUUGCGUGUGAAAGGGUCUACUCCGAAUUUUCCAAUACCAAAUUAUGAGCAAGAUUCAGAUGAUCAACAAGAUGAAACGGACGGAUUUUCGGUAGUAGAUCAGCUAAUGUUAAGGAAAGAGUUGUUCAGACUGCUGGGAAAUUUAGCUACAGCUGUGGGUAGCAAAGCGACACAACAAGGAUUAAAGAUUUUCAAGGAACGUUUUCCCAAUCUAUUCAAGGAUUCUACCGUCUACUUAGACGUCUGCGAGAUGCUGGCAGUGUAUCAUUACUCUCUACCGGCUAGACGACUCGCUCACAGUCUAUUUGAGGGUAUCACAUUAGACCCAGCCCCACCACAAGUCCUUCGACAACGCUCUUUCAGCUCUUCAGAAACAACUCCUCUAGAUGCAACUAAAACAGGCUCACAAAAUGACAAUCCCUACAGGUUUAUUGUUCGACGAAGAAGCAGCACUGGUGAUAUUGGAGCAUUUCGUGCUCCACAUAGUGCAAACUCUGACAAAAAGCCUGUGCAACACUUCAACCAAACUGGAGAGAACGGCAUCUCUCGACAGGGCAGCAAGAUGAAGUCACGUGGUCAAGGCGGAUACAAUUUGACAGUUGAAGAUAUUUAGUUGAUUUCAAUGAUUUGCUUGUACAUUUUGUUUGGUGCUUUUUUAAAGGUUUUGUGGUAGAUUUUUUGUAAGAUAGUCAUGUAUGGAAUUUUAGUGAUAAUUAAUUAAUUAAUUGGUUAGAUUGGCAAGUAAUACCUGUUGUAUGUGAAUUGUAAACACUAAACAUUUAGAUGGA